AUGUCUUCACUACAAUCCUCUCCGUCUCUCAGACAGGUUAGAUUUGAUGAGAAUGUGAUGAUUGAGAGUUUUAAUAGUACUGUUGCAUAUGCUUCUUCUACAACUUCCGAUUCUCCUAAAGGCUUUAGAAAAUCAUCAAUUUAUUUAACUUUAAUAUUUGCGAGCAUGUUUAUAAUUUUCGAUUUAAUGUUACCACUGUAUAAUAAGAGUUUAUUUGCAGGAUUUGGAUCGCGAGGAGGAUUUCACUAUCCAGUAACAUCAUCGUUGAUACAGGUUGGAGGAACUUCGAUUUGCUUACUGGUGGCAGUUGUUUUAAAUUGGAUAAUCAAGACUAAAUUAUUGGAUUUACCUCAUCCUUAUUUUGUGUUUAGUGGUGGAUUGAAGCAAUUCUUUUUGAAAAUAUCUGAAAGACCAUCUCUAUUGCAAGUAUUAUUUGCAUUAUUAGUGACAGCUGGAGCAGUGUUAUUGAGUUUGGAUGUUGGACUUGGAUGGUCGGUCAAGACAACUAAUAUUCCUGCUGUGAUUGUUAAUUUGGCAUCUGCUCUUUGUACUGGUAUCAUGUUUGUUUCAAUGAGAUUUGUUGUGGCGAGACAGGAAAAGUAUGAACAUUUGAGAAUGGGACUUUUGGAAAUGACCAUGGUUAAAAUGUUUAUGGCAACUUUAUUUAUUGUAAUUCCAGCAUUGGCAAUGGAAACUAUUGUUCCAUUUGCAGAUGCCAAAGUAACAGUAUGGCAAAUAUUAUUUACAAAAUUGGAUAUGUUAGUAAUGGUCUUGGGAGGAGUAUUGAUCACCUUACUAUUCCAAGGUUCCAUUCUAUCUUUGACAGUUUACUCAAAAGCUCUCAGUGUUGGAAUCAUUCAACAAUUUAUGAUAUUUCCACAAGUUGCUUUAUAUACUAUCAUUAGUGUAACUCAUCUGGUACCAAGAAAUUGGAAUAUUCAAGUAUUGCAACCAACAUGGUCACAUAUUACUGGUGGAUCGUUAAUUAUUGCUGGAACUUUCUUUUAUGGAAUUUUGAGAAUUGUUAAAACAAUUGACCAAAAGAGAAGAAUGAAGCAAUUACAGGAUUCUCCAUCGAUCAAUGAAGAAACAACAUCUCUGGUCAAUUCCAAAGAGCAAAUACCUAAAAAGUGGUAUGAUUGGAUUAUUUAA
This is a messenger RNA of Naegleria gruberi, 1152 nucleotides long. RefSeq lists its product as uncharacterized. The transcript has 2 exons. Lineage: Eukaryota; Heterolobosea; Eutetramitea; Acrasida; Naegleriidae. The record is from RefSeq and is a predicted model, not a curated record. The coding region runs from base 1 to 1152 and encodes 383 amino acids.